Arabidopsis thaliana (thale cress) is the source of this 1652-nucleotide messenger RNA. Its product is annotated as RING/U-box superfamily protein. The transcript has a single exon. Lineage: Eukaryota; Viridiplantae; Streptophyta; Magnoliopsida; Brassicales; Brassicaceae. The record is from RefSeq and is marked reviewed. Gene Ontology annotation, cellular component: membrane. Gene Ontology annotation, molecular function: ubiquitin protein ligase activity. Bases 262 to 1476 code for a protein of 404 amino acids. Gene Ontology annotation, biological process: protein ubiquitination.
AUGCUGUCAACCAAAUAAACAAAAACAUAUUCAUUAAUUAUGAUGCAACAUCUUUAAAUAGUGCUAUUGUUCAAACUUCAAAGUCAACCUACCAACCACAAACUCUUUGUAACCAUUGAGCAACCUCAAAUCGUAGUCUCUUAAUGUUCCUCCACACACCAUAUUUUAUUUUAUUUUCUUCAAAAGAAAACAGAAAUAUAGACAAGUUAUUGUUUUUCAUUGCAUGGACCGGAGAGCCAAACUGACGAAAGUUUGGUCCUCAUGAACCCCAAAGGUAGAACCAAUCUCAACCGUUCAAUCAUCGGUGGUCAUGAUCAUGGCUCGAUUCUACAACUACUCCUCUUUCUGCUACUCCUCUCCAGCCACGGUGGAUUUAAAUUCGUCGCGGGUCAAGCCACUCACGGUGGUUCAGACGUUUCCGGAGAUAGCUCUCGGUUUGACCCAACCAUGGCAAUACUCAUGAUCGUCCUCGUCAGUGUUUUCUUCUUUCUUGGGUUUUUCUCAGUCUAUAUCCGAAGAUGUCUCGAGCGAGUCAUGGGGAUGGACUAUGGAAACCCCAACGACGCCGGAAACUGGCUUGCCACGAACCGGCAACAGGCGCGUGGGCUCGACGCGUCGAUCAUCGAGACUUUUCCAACUUUCCAAUACUCCACCGUGAAGACGCUUAGGAUCGGCAAAGAAGCACUCGAGUGUUCUGUUUGCUUAAACGAGUUCGAAGACGAUGAAACGCUGCGUUUAAUUCCUAAAUGCUGCCACGUGUUCCAUCCUGGUUGCAUUGACGCUUGGCUCCGCUCUCACACCACGUGUCCUCUUUGCCGCGCUGAUCUUAUCCCCGUACCGGGUGAAUCCAUAGUCUCUAUUCAAAUACCUGGUUUAGUUAACGAUCCUCCUGGUUCUGAUCCGAACGGUGAUCGGAUUAGAUCUUUAGGUUCUCCUGAUGCGCGAUUGAUUGAGUCAGUGGCGUUAACUUGUAACCAGAGCAUGCCACGUAGGUCUAUGUCGACCGGAUGGAAUUUAGCUGGAAUGUUCACGAAUUCUGACCGGACCGGUCAACAUUCAGAGAAUCUCGACCGGUUCACGCUUAGAUUACCACAAGACAUACAUAAUAAGUUAGUGAAUCCCAACCUUUCAAAAGUUCAUGUGGCCUUACCUCAGGUGAUGAGUUCAACGAGAGGAUAUAGAACCGGGAGCUUAGGGAGUGAGAGAAAUUAUUUUUAUUAUGAACGGUUCGACCAAGAUGGCCGGUUAGAUCGAAGACCAUUCUCCAUAACUCCUCCGUACCGGACAAGUUCGAUCAAUCACAUGUCUCCAGGUGGCAGUGGUGGUGAUAAGGUGCGUGCUAGUUCACCCAAAAGUUUGCUUCUAGCUAUGCGAUCGCCGUUCGAUCGAUUAUUUCUUGGAAAGAACAACAACGUCGGGGAAAAUUCUUCGGAUCACCUUCGUUCCUGUGAUGCUACUCCGUCAAAUACUGUAUAAUUUGGUUAUUGAGAAAGUGUCUCUGUACAUAUCUUUAUUUUCUUUCUGCAUUUUUCAGUUUCAAUUAUAAUGUCCCGGAACAAUCGAACAUACGAAUUAUGGUUUAAUACGACAUUUAUGAAAUUUUGGGGAUAAAUUAUAAAUAAAGAUAUUUAUACGGGAUACGUAUUGAAUUA